Molecule: messenger RNA, 3838 nt
Organism: Ctenocephalides felis (cat flea)
Lineage: Eukaryota; Metazoa; Arthropoda; Insecta; Siphonaptera; Pulicidae
Product: probable serine/threonine-protein kinase nek3
Source: RefSeq, a predicted model, not a curated record
AAAGGAUUUGAUAAUGUGCAAAAACAAAGUCGAAAAAUCAAUCGACAGUGCGAGGACAUGGGGGUAUUGUAAACGCAUGGAAAAGAUGGUGAAUUCAACCUAGAAGAAGUUGUUUCUGCGCAACUUCGUCAUGAGCCCCGCCAGGGGGCCCAAGGGGGCUCCGCGCCCCGUUGUCAAAAAGACCCCAUUAAAAUCUGCUAAGAACACUGCUUCAAAAUCUGCAAGUUUUAAAGCAAACGCUGGAAAAACUCUCCGAGAUAAAUUAAAAAUUGUUAAGGAUCUUACUGAAAAGCUCUGGAAAAAUAAACAAAAAUUGGCAAAUGAAGCAUCUAAUUUUGGAAAAGCACCAACCACUUUAAUCACGGAAGAAAAUGAAGAAACUGGUAAUAAGGUUGAAGUCAAUAAGAAAGUUGAUAAGAAGAUAGCUGCUAAGAAAAAUGUUAAAGAAGAAUCUACAGUGGCGCCUCAAGAAAAAAAUUUGGAAACAGAAAAAGGAAACGUUAAUAAGCUACAAACUGAUGCAUCUACUCCUUUGAUUAUUGCAAUUUCGGACGACUCAUUAAAAAGUGAUAAGAACUCACAAGGUAAAAAAGAUUCGCCAGUUGACCUUCCAAAAAUUAAUGUUUCUGACAAAGAUAGUGUAAAAACGACAAGUCAGAAGAAAAAUAAUGAUAAAAAAGUUAGCAAGCCAGUUUCAAAAGCUAUUUCUAAAAAUAUAGGUUCUAAGAAAAAUACGCCUGAUUCUUCCAAUCAAUGUGAUCCGAAAAAUAGUGCAUGUGAUGAUGAUAAAAUUCAGGAUUCUACACCAACUAAUAAUAAAAAAACUAAAGCCAAGAAGAAUGAAACUCAAAAUACUGAAACUAAACCAGAAAUUUCAAAAAAGACUCCCAAAUCCAGUAACGAGCAGAAAAAAGAAAAAGCAGUAGCAAAAGGGUUAGGUUCUAACAAUAGUGCCAAAAAGACAGUCAAGAAAACGGCGACCAAGAAAAGUACAAAAAAUAUUAAUGAAGAUGAAGUGCAGAAUGAUUUAGAUAACAAGGCAGACAAAAAAAUUAAGAAAAAGACAGUUACAAAAUCUAAGGUACCUCAAACAGUUACUGCGGAAAAUAAUGUUCAAGUUGCUCAAUGCAGUAGUGAUAAAAUAUCUAAUUUGAAUCAAGUUGAUAAGGUUCCAGAUACGGAUACAAAGAAGGAAGCUCCUACAUCAAAUGAUAAUAAUUCUCAUGCCAAAAAUGAUGCGACGAAAGAAUCACCAACACUUGAUCAAAAUAGCAAAUCUGACACAACAAGCCUGGUGGUCAAAAAAAACGUUAAGAGGUCCUAUGUUAAAAAGAUAGCAACUAAUUUGAAAUCUGAUAACUCUGACAAAACGAUCGAUAUUGAAAAACAACCUAAGCAAAGGAAGCCUAAGACUACAGCAACUGUUAAAACUAAAGGCACUAAAACUGUGUCUACAACAAAAAAAGUAGAUACAGAAUCUAAAAGCGCAUUGGAAACUCUAUCCAAUGAAGAUGGAAAAGAUAAAGAAAAACUCAAGCCGGAAUUAGACAAUAAUGCAGUUUGCACUCAAAUUGAGAAAAAAGACAUUACUAAGAAAAAAGCUAAUGCCAAGACUAAUAAAAAUUCUACUUCAGUUCAACAAGCUGAAAAUAACAAGGAUAUUUCACAUAUUGAAACGAAUGAAAAUAAAGCUUCGUCAAUUGAUUCUACAAAUAAAAACUCUGUUGAAAAGGCUUUAACGGGUGCAGAUAAGCCUAAGAAAAAAAAUAAUGCGAAAGAAACUGCUUUGAAACCAAAAGGUGCAGUAAAACCUAAAUUAGUCAAAACUAAAAAUCCUAAAACUUUAAAACUUGAUUCAGAAAAAAUAAACGCCUUUGCAAAAGCAUUAAAGAUGACUAUUAAUCAGAAAAUGCGCAAACAAGAUAAUUGCAAAAUAGACGAAGUACCAACUGAUAAGCAAACUGAUCAGCAGAAUGAUUUGCCCGAAAAAUCUGCGAAGAAAAAGAAGACUGUGAAGCCUAAGGAUUUAAAAGAUGUAAGUGAUGAUAAUAAAAAACUUGAAGACGAAGUUAAACCUAACGAAAACAUUGAAAUGCAGAAAAAACAAGAAAAAUCUGAUGUUGAUAAGUCAAAUGAAAAUGAAAAAACUGGUGGUAAAAUUGUCAAAAAGAAGUUGGCCAAACAUUUGGAAAAUGAGAAAAACUCAAAUAAUUCUUUAGAAAAUAACUCUAAAAAAUCAGUUAAAAAACCAAGAGUCAAUACAAACAAUCAACAUCCAAUUAAAAGACUCAAGCAUGUAGCCAAAAAGAUCAAACCAUCGCCGAAUCCAAUGAAGAAGCGUUCUGAAGGAAUACAAUUGAAAAAACACGCAAAUGCUUUGAAACGUGUAGUUAAAACAAAAAUCGGCCUGAGUGAUUCUUGCAAUUUAACGACUAUCAAAUUAAAAUUGAAAUCAAAGAAAAAUGCCAAUGCAAAGAACAGAAAAGCACAAAAAAUUGAGCAGAACAUAAAAAAAGAAAAGAGUGAUUCUGAUGAUGCAUCUUCAAAUGCCACCUGUGACGUUGAUAUCAAAGAAGUGAAAAAGGAAAAUAGUGAUCAUGAAGAAGAAAAGAAAGAUACAAAUAAUCAGAAAGUUUGUAAAGUAGAAAAACGACGAAUAAAACCAGAACCUUCCAAACGUCUGAAAAAGUUAUGGAAUGCACCAAAAGGUAGAAGGGUAGCAUCUUUGAAUGCGCUAGCCAAAGUACAUUGUCUGUAUGAAAACGAGUGCAGAUCAGCUUUUGAACUAGGUCUCUUAAAGACCACAAAAAAAUCUGAAAAACAAGAACCAGAACCUGUGCCAGACGAUGUAGACAAGGUAGCUGAAAAAAUACCAAGAACUUUAAGGAGUUGCGCCAUGCCAAGCGUUGGCAAACAUUGGGAUAUGCAUGAGCUAUCUUCAACAUCAGCAUCUUCUUCCAGUGACUCAGAUUGCGAGAGUGUCAAGAAACCUAUUAAAAUGAUCUCCAAAAGUGCAGCUUCUAAUAAAGAUAAUAAAGACAAGGUCGUGGUGAAGGUGAAACGCAAAAGAAACCGUUUAGAUGUCACAAUGGAUCUUAAAGAUAUGGUAGUGAGGAAGAGGAUGGCUUCUUUGAAUGCGACUGCAAUUUUGGCUGCGAGUUAUGAGAACGAAAGGAAGUUUUCGAGGAGAGGAAAUUUGGGGGGUGAUUUGGGGGCUAGCAGUUCAUCAAGUAGCAGCAGCUCGAGUAUCAGCAGUUCUAGUGAUGGAUCUUUGGAUGACCCGAUAUACAAAGUAGCUGGAGGUACCAUAAAAUCUGACAAAAAUGCAGUUAAAAUAGAACCAGCACAAUUGGAGGUUUUGGACUCGAUCAAGAAAGAAGAGGAGCAUGAAGUUUCUCUCAUCGUCAAUCAAGAUACUGAUGUCACAAUUACAGGUGUAUAUCUGAAUACGACUACUCGGUCAACUCUCCACCGACGGCUGCACCAUCACAGGACGGCUUCGUCGUCUUCCGUGAGCCAUCUGCACCGAAGUCGUUAUCACAUUUCAUCCUCAUCGUCAUGCAGCAGCAAUGGUGUUCUGCUGGAAACAGGUACUAAGGAUGUUUCUGGCUCUGAAAGUUCCGUUGGGGGCAGUUAUACUCCUUUGGGCGCCUUAUCCAGCAUGAGACCUCCACAUAAUGCGAUCAAUACCACCACAAUUGCUUCAGGACCCGGUUCGCCAAUCUUAGUUCGUCAUACAAGUUGUUCCAGUGCGUUUUCGGCGCCUCCGCACGGUCGGACUAGCAAUCACUCAGCGGAGACACGGACCACCAACUGUUCGUCGUCAUCGCCAGGUUAG